Molecule: messenger RNA, 1992 nt
Organism: Triticum aestivum (bread wheat)
Lineage: Eukaryota; Viridiplantae; Streptophyta; Magnoliopsida; Poales; Poaceae
Product: cysteine-rich receptor-like protein kinase 26
Exons: 6
Coding region: 822-1757 (311 amino acids)
Biological process (GO): protein phosphorylation
Molecular function (GO): protein kinase activity; ATP binding
Source: RefSeq, a predicted model, not a curated record
UAACCAUAUGCUUAUACCUGCUUGUGGGUAUAUAUUUUCUUUCAUCUAUAUAUCAUGACGCAAGUGGUAGGCACCAAAAUUAUUUCCUGCCCCCUCCGUCCCUCUCUCUCUCUCUGUCCGUGUUUGGUAUGUGCAAACCCAUAGCUCUCCUCAAGGCAGUUUAAUCUUCUUCAUCCUCUCUCUCUGUCUCUCUCUCUGCGAUAUGUGCAAAGCCACAGCCCUCGUCAAGGCAGUUUAAUCUUCUUCGUCCUCUCUCUCUCUCUGAUAUGUGUAAACCCACAGCUCUCGUCAAGGCAGUUUAAUCUUCUUCGUCCUCUCUCUCUCUCUGUGUGUUCGUGUGUGAUAUUUGCAAGCCCACAGCCCUCCUCACGGCAGUUUAAGCUUCUUCUUCCUCCUCUCUCUCUCUCUCUGUGUGUGUGUGAUAUGUGCACACCCACAACACUCCUCAGGGCAGUUUAACUUCUUCCUCUCUCUCUCUCUCUCUCUCUGUCUCUCUCUGUGAUAUGUGCACACCCACGGCCCUCCUCAAGGCAGUUUAAUCUUCUUCUUGCUCUCUCUCUCUUUCUCUCUCUCUCUCUCUCUCUCUCUCUCUCUCACACACACACACACACACACACACACACACACACACACAGACGAACACAAGGUUAGCUCCUAAUUUUAAGAAGCUGCGCAGGCAGGCGCGGACGGUGUCUUCUCUUCCCAACUUGCUUACGGAUCCUGUUUUAAAACAACUGUCGUGUUUUGCUAAUGAGAAGAAGUAGCAAAUCCAAUAAUAGGCUGCUCCUUCGCAUCUCCCUUACUUUCUUAGAUCAUCAGAAAUGGCAACUGAAGAGAAAACCGAAGGAAGCAGCUCCAGCCCCGAAUUAUCAAAGAAAUUUCCAUUCAUGUUUCUGGAAAAAAUUACGAAUUGUUUCUCCCAAAUAUUCUGUAAAGAUCCAUUUGGAACAGUUUAUAAGGGAACUCUGCCAGAUUCUAACAAAAAGAUUGCUGUGAAGAAACUUGAGCAAAGCGAAGAAAUUCCACGUGACGAUUUUGAGAAUCAGGUUCAGAGUAUUGUGGGGCUUAAACAUGAAAACAUUGUAGAGUUGGUUGGGUUCUGCAAUGAAACACACCAGAACAGUACAGAAAGGUUACUCUGCUAUGGAUUUGCUCCCGAUGAGAACCUUCAACAGCAUCUUUUUGGGACUGAAGAGACGGAGGAUUCUUCUUCGACUGAACCUAGUAACAACUGGAACACAUGCUUCAAAAUAAUCAAGGGGAUUUGCCAGGGUUUACUUUUUCUACACAAGCAGUUAGAUAAUAAUCCCAUUACCCAUAUGGAUCUUAACCUGAAAAAUAUAUGGUUGGAUAAAACAAUGGUGCCCAAAAUUGCCAAUGUUGAACUCUCCAGAAUCUUUAGCCAUGAACAGAUCACAAAGGAAUCAUGUGGAUACAUGGCUCCAGAAUAUAUAAACGACACUCGCAAUGCCAUGUCAUUUCAAACAGACAUAUAUAGUUUAGGUGUAAUGAUAAUACAAAUCACCACAGGGGAGAAGAGUCGUGGCAAAAUGGAGGACCGUGCCUCAAGGAGUUACAUUGAUAAAAUACGUAGAAAGUGGACAGCAGAACACAUAGCAUCCAAGUACUCAUCGUUGGAUUCAGAAUGCCUCCAUCAAGUACAUGCAUGCAUAAAAACUGGGCUAGAAUGUGUGCAGAUUGAUCAGAAAAAUAGGCCUUCCAUAGAGGAAAUUGUUGACAGGCUCAACACAAUCUGAAAGGCAGAUGAGCUAUGGAAGCAGAGUGACACAUGUUUUGAGAUGAUCUAAUUUCACAAAGAUGCGGAGAAGACGCUUGGUAGUCUUUUUGAAGGCCAUGUUUGACAAAUCCAUUGUUGAAUAUACUCUUGUGUAUAUUCAAUCUGUACCGGUAUAUUCCCUAAAAACACAAACAUGUCAUGUUCAAUUAUGUUUGUAUCAUUUUACUUCAAACUUGUGCAUACUUACAUUUGAA